Malania oleifera is the source of this 2175-nucleotide messenger RNA. RefSeq names its product NAD(H) kinase 1. Gene Ontology annotation, molecular function: NAD+ kinase activity. Gene Ontology annotation, biological process: NAD+ metabolic process; NADP+ biosynthetic process. The transcript is spliced from 12 exons. NCBI's taxonomy places the organism in Eukaryota, Viridiplantae, Streptophyta, Magnoliopsida, Santalales, Ximeniaceae. The record is from RefSeq and is a predicted model, not a curated record. Bases 158 to 1882 code for a protein of 574 amino acids.
AGUGUAAUGUUUCUAUGUGGACUAUAUAGGCUCUGUUCGUUCCAACUACCCUGGUUCGUGUCAUUUGUGCAUCAGGGACAAUUCUCAGAGUCAGAAGCCUUAAGGAUCUGUUUCUUUCUCUCUUGCUUUCCGUCUCCGUCUCCAUCUCCAUUGCCUCAUGUCUCCUCGCGAGCUCAAGUGCAAUGGAAAUGCGAGUGUUUCGUGCACACAACCAGGGAAUGGAUUUAUGGAUCUACUUUCUGCGUGUAAUUCAGAGAGAGCAGUCCAGGAACUUAUUCAACAACCUCCUGUGGAGGGAAUUGAUGACCAUCUUAUAGAGUUCUCAGAAGCUCUGAGAACUGUUGCAAAGGCUUUAAGACGAGUUGCUGAAGCAAAGGCUGCAGCUCAGGCUGAGGCAGCUGAGUGGAAGCGUAAAUAUGAAUUGGAGAGGGAAAGGAACCUACGGAUGGAGCAAAGAGGUAAUGAAAUUUGUCCAAGGAUUCAAAGUUGGUGGACUUGGGCUUCUCCAAAUAAUACAAUGGCAAUGAUAAAAGCAGUUUUUCCAUGUUUUGUCUGCUGGGAAAUUUGGAGGGAACAGAAUAGGUGUACAUUUGAAGGGCCUUUAUGUGACAAGCGCAGUGAUGAGUUUGAUGGCAAUGGGGAAGAAAACUUGGUGAACCAUCCUGUAUCAUGUCAUCGAGCCAAUGAGCAAUCUGAAGGGUGUUGUGGAAAACAUGGAAUUUGUUCCCAUGAGGUUCUUCGGGAUGGGGAGGCUGAUUCUGGGUCUGAGGUGGUUCAGCAUAGGAUUAGGAGAAAGGCCUCAUUUAAACUUUCAUGGGAGAGCAAAGGUGAGAAAAGUGAUCAGCAUAAGCAUGACGUUGUCUCUUUUGAAAGAGGAAAUAUAACAACUGCAGAGCGCAGCAGUAAACAGAUUUCUUUGAAGUGGCAAUCUCCCCCACAGACUGUGCUUAUUUUGACCAAACCAAAUUCAACUUCUGUUCGAAUUUUAUGUGCAGAAAUGGUCAGAUGGUUGAAAGAGCAGAAGAAGUUAGAAAUUUUUGUGGAACCACGUGUGAGAGUUGAACUGCUAACAGAAUCAGCUUACUUCAAUUCUGUGCAAACUUGGAAGGAUGACAAGGAAAUAUUGCUCCUGCACAGGAAAGUUGAUCUUGUUGUAACUCUUGGUGGGGAUGGAACAGUUCUUUGGGCGGCAUCAAUGUUCAAAGGGCCAGUUCCUCCUGUCGUCCCAUUUUCUCUAGGGUCUCUGGGCUUCAUGACCCCAUUUCACAGCGAACAUUAUAGAGAAUAUCUUGAUUCAAUCCUGAGGGGUCCCAUUAGUAUCACGUUACGGCACCGGCUGCAGUGCCAUGUUAUUCGAGAAGCUGCCAAAACUGAAUAUGAGACUGAAGAACCUAUCCUUGUUUUAAAUGAGGUUACAAUUGAUCGUGGAAUAUCAUCGUUCCUCACAAACUUGGAAUGCUAUUGUGACGACUACUUUGUAACAUGCGUGCAAGGGGAUGGAUUGAUCUUAUCAACUACAUCUGGGAGCACUGCUUAUUCGUUGGCAGCUGGAGGUUCAAUGGUCCAUCCACAGGUUCCAGGCAUUCUUUUUACACCAAUCUGCCCUCAUUCCUUGUCCUUUCGGCCUCUGAUACUACCGGAGUAUGUGACCUUGAGAGUGCAAGUGCCAUUCAAUAGCAGAAGUAAUGCGUGGGCGUCAUUCGAUGGGAAGGACAGAAAACAGUUAGCACCUGGGGAUGCACUUGUCUGCAGCAUGGCUCCAUGGCCUGUGCCUACUGCUUGUCAAGUUGAUUCCACCAAUGACUUCUUGCGCAGCAUCCAUGAUGGCCUCCAUUGGAACCUGAGGAAGACCCAGUCCUUUGAUGGCCUUCGAGAUCCAUAAUAUUUUUUGUUCAUUUUCGGAAGAAAGUAAUUAUACUCAAGUCAGAAUUACUAUCUGAUUGCAUCUGAGACAUCCAAGUGUUGUUGUAGGGAAUUAAUUUUAAAAAAUAGCAUUUGAUCAUUUCCCUUUUAUGAAUGAAUUGUAGUGGAGCUGUAUUUAGUUGUUCUACCUAAGAUCAGGAAAACGUUUAGGCAUCAAUACUGUUUCUUGCUUCAGAAAUUUGUAUUACUAGACGGAAUAACCAAACAGCAGAAUUAUAUUUUUUCAAUGUAUAGAUAUAUGGUUUCUAGCUC